AUGGCGGCGGAGGCGCAGCCCCAAAUCGUGGUCGAGGUGGCCGACCAACCACCUUCGCCGAGACGACCGAGCCGCGCGUUGAAACCGAGCGCGAAAGCUCGCGAAGCCAUGCAAUCGCUCGAGGACGUGGCUACCACGUCGAGGAGAGCGGCGAGCGAGACCACGCGGGCGGUUACGACGCGAGGAGCACGCGCGUCUGGGAUUUUAUAUGGAGCCAACAGCCGGAUCGAGACGGGGAAGUCAGGUAUACAGAUGCUCCUGGAGGCGAUCAACGAACAACGAGACGAAAUGUACCGAAUGAUUACCGAGCAGCGAAACACGAUUGGCGAACUACGUGAGGUGAUUUGCAAGCAGCACGACGCGAUUCAAGAACUACAUCGCCAACUUGCAGACACCAGGACCCAGCUUUCUGAAGAACUGAGACAAGCGCGGGAUCAGAUUGAUACCCUUCAACGCCACCCGGUAGCCAUGGCUUCGUCCCAACCAAGCGCAAGAGGGUCAUACGCCGAAGUCGCUCGCACCCCACCAUCAAGCCAGCCAAGCGGUGUGCGCACCCUCUCCUCGCGAAACACGACGCCUUCAUCCUUUACCGACACGUUGUUCUGUACGAUCGAUACAUCUAGGGUGGAGGAGAAAGAGAAGGGAAACGUCCAGGUGGCGGACAUUAGAAAGGCAAUCGAGACAGAGGCCAGGGCACAGGAAAGCAUGGGAGACUGGCGUUGCGCUGCGGUUGUGAAGGAGGCCCGAAACCCGGACCGAGUCAGAGUAAUCUGCAGGGACGAAGGCGAGGUCCAGCUCGUCAAGGAAGCGGCAGUGAAGAUCAGUGUUCCUGGAGUGCGGGUAUUGAGAGACCAGUUGUACCCGGUGAGGGUAGACAAUGCCAACCGAACAGCGGUCCUCGAUGCGGACGGAAACAUCCUGCCGGGAGCCGCAGAGGCGCUAGGGACAGAGAACGACGUCAACAUUGCGAAGAUUGCCUGGCUCAGCAGGAAGGAUACAAGCAAGGCCUACGGCUCGAUGGUUGUCUACGUGACGAAGGGCAGCGAAGCAAGGCGACUUCUAGACGGGCGUUACUUCCAUCUCGCCGGAGAAUCCGCUUACACGACCGUUUUCGCGCCCCGGGAAGGCCCAAUCCAGUGCUACAGAUGCCAGGAGAUCGGCCAUAAGGCCUUCGCCUGCAAAAAGCCGCAAAGAUGCGGAAGGUGUGCGGAACAGGGUCACCACCACAAGACGUGUCAGUCCGUGUUCAACGUCCGCAAACGGAGAGAAGUGCAGCAGAGUCUGCUAAGCGACGAGGGACUCAAGGACUUCGCAGUGCUGGCCAUCUCCGAACCAUAUGCCAGGCUGAUCGAAGGCUCGGUGACGACGGUCCCAAUGAGUCAUCACAACUGGACGAAGCUGAUACCAACGACAAGACGAGAAGCCACGUGGCCAAUUCGGAGCAUGCUAUGGGGUGGUAGUGACGAAGCACUGGAAGAUGCAAUGAGGGAAAUUGACCGACUGAUUAGGAGGUUUCGAAACGGAACAGGGACGAGAACGGAUAUCAUCCUGGCGGGCGAUUUCAACCGCCACGACCAGCUUUGGGGAGGGGACGAUGUCUCACCACGGAGACAAGGCGAGGGAGACCGCAUCAUCAACCUCAUGGACGAACACUCCCUCUGCAGCCUCCUCCCAAGAGGCACGAAGACGUGGCAGUCAGGCGACAUUGAGAGCACAAUCGACCUGGUACUGGCCUCUGCAGAACUAGCAGACCAACUACUCAGAUGCACGAUUCACCCCUGCGACCAUGGCUCAGACCACAGAGCAAUCGAGACAGCUUUUGACACCACGGUGGAGGACCGUCCCAGUGAGACGAGACAUACACGUUUUGGAGAAACCAGGCGAGAUCUCGACGUAGGAUUGGGCAAACAGCACCAGAGCUCGAACAACGAGCCAGGAUGGCGAGCCAAAGAGUACCACGACGCCAUCCGCAGACAGAAGAGUUCGCAUUGGCACGACUUCCUGGCCGAUGACGCUAACAUCUGGCAAGCAACGAAGUAUCUGCAAACCGGCAGCGGCACGAUGGGCGAUAAGAUACCCCCGCUCGUCCGACCCGAUGGCUCCAUCACGGAGGGUAAAGCAGAACAAGCGCAGGAGUUACUCACCGCCUUCUUCCCACCUUUGCCAGCGAGAAUCGAAGACGAGGGCCAACGACCUCAACGGGCGCCGGUACACAUGCCAGACCUAACAAUGGAGGAGAUAGAACAAAAGGUCCUGUCCGCUAAGCCAUGGAAGGCGCCCGGGGAAGACGGUCUACCGGCAAUGGUAUGGAGACAGCUCUGGCCAGUGGUCAAAGACAGGGUGCUCCAUUUAUUCCGGACGUCGCUUCGAGACGGCGACAUCCCCAGCCAGUGGAGGAAUGCCAAGAUCAUCCCAUUGAAGAAGCCAGGGAAGAGCGAAUACACUCUAGCCAAGUCCUGGAGACCCCAUCUCGCUGCUCUCCACGCUGGGAAGAGACGCUCGACCGAACAGGCUCUCCUUCUGCUUCAGGAACACAUCUACAAAGCAUGGAGAGCUAGGAAGGUGCUCAGUUUGAUCAGCUUCGAUGUCAAGGGCGCAUACAAUGGGGUCUUCAAAGACAGGCUUCUCCAGAGGCUCAAGGCAAGAGGGAUACCUGAACCCCUGGUCAAGUGGAUCGACGCCUUCUGCUCCAAGCGCACAGCGACCAUUGCCGUAAACGGGUUCACAUCUGGACGGCAAGAGCUGCCCCAAGCGGGUCUUCCGCAAGGAUCGCCGCUGUCUCCAGUGUUGUUCCUCUUCUUCAACGCCGACCUAGUGCAGCACAAGAUCGACGCGAACGGAGGCGCAAUUGCCUUCGUGGACGACUACACUGCCUGGGUAACGGGCCCGUCAGCGGAGUCGAACCGCACUGGAAUCCAAGCUAUCAUCGACAAAGCCCUUGACUGGGAGAAACGGAGCGGUGCGCAGUUUGAAGGCGAAAAGACAGCCAUCAUACACUUCACGAGGAACAUGGAGCGAUUUUCAGAACAACCGUUCUCGGUCAAAGGCGAAGUGGUCAAACCGAAGGAAAGUGCGAAAAUCCUAGGUGUCGUGAUGGAUCGCGAACUCCGCUACAAGCAGCACAUUGCUAGGACGGCAGCUAAGGGCCUCGCAGCCGCUCUGGCCCUGAAGAGGCUGAAGAUGCUUUCCCCGCGGACAGCGAGACAGCUAUUUGUUGCGACAGUAGCCCCGGUCAUGGACUACGCUGCCAAUGUCUGGAUGCAUGCGUGCGGGGAAAAAGCACUGAGCUGGCUGAACAGGGCGCAGAAGAUCGGGGCCCUGGCCAUCACGGGAGCCUUUCGAACCGCGGCAACAGCCGUGGUGGAAGCUGAAGCGAGCAUCUACCCCGUACGAGAACGACACGCCCAGGCGGCAGCCAGUCUGUGGAUCAACAUCCACACGCUGCCCGGAACGCAUCCCCUUGCCAUGAAGAAAGUCCGGACCACCGUACGAUUCGUAUCUCCGCUGCAGAAAAUUGCCCGCGUGGCUGAAGGAGUACGAGUUGACCGGAUGGAGACAAUCCAGGAAUACGCCGUCCCGCCCUGGGUACCUCGCCUACGACCGACGCUCGAAGCCGAUCGAGGGAAGGCGGCCGAGAUGAACCCAUAUACAGCAGAGCUAGCAGCCAUCGCAAUGGCCCUGGAGAAGUUACCGGCUAGCAUCUGCCACAGGCACAUCACCGUGAUCACUAGGAACCAGUCAGCGCUGGCAGCAGUUGGACAGCCGCGGCAGCAAUCCGGCCAAAGCAUCAUACGGCAAAUCUACGACUUGGCCAGGCUGCACCGACAAAGAGGGAACUCGGUCAACUUUCUGUGGAUACCAGCGGAGAUUGACUUCGCGCUGGGGUCAGAUGCCAAGGCAGCAGCCCAGAGAGCGUCGAAGCAAGGACGCACACCCGACUCCCAAAUACCCCAGGCCAAGUCUACCGCGAUGAGGCUGGCAAUGGAAAGACAACGGGCGACAAGAGUUCUACCUGUAAGCGUGGGCAAGUUCUCAAAGGCCAUGGACGCAGCACUACCAGGCAAGCACACGCGCCAUCUCUAUGACAAGCUGAAGCGAAGGGAGGCCUGCGUAUUGGCGCAGCUCCGAACCGGAAUGGCGAGACUGAACGGUUUUUUGAGCAGGAUUGGGGCGGUCGAGUCAGACCUUUGUGCCUGUGGACAAGCGAGGGAAUCAGUGGAACACUUUCUUUUCCGAUGCUUGAGAUGGACAGCUCUGAGGGAAGACAUGCUGCAAUGCACAGUGGCAAGACGAGGAAGCCUCUCGUUCUAUCUGGGAGGGAAAGCGCCAUCAGAUACAAGGCAUUGGUCACCAGAUAUGAAGGCAGUCCGGGCGACGAUCAAAUACGCAAUGGCAACAGGAAGGCUGGAGCUGAAUGAGGAGGAGAGUCUAGACCAGUCACAGUAG
Molecule: messenger RNA, 4446 nt
Organism: Chaetomium globosum CBS 148.51
Lineage: Eukaryota; Fungi; Ascomycota; Sordariomycetes; Sordariales; Chaetomiaceae
Exons: 6
Coding region: 1-4446 (1481 amino acids)
Molecular function (GO): zinc ion binding; nucleic acid binding; catalytic activity
Source: RefSeq, a predicted model, not a curated record